AAUUUAUAUAAUAUGCAUGAGAUCCUUUUUGUAGUAGCUAACAUUAAAAACAUGAAUAAAAUAUUGGAUAAACCAUUUUGUUGAGCUAUUUGGAAUGAAGAAGAGGAUGAAGAUACCUCAGGUAUUACUCCAUCAAAUUGGUUAGUUACUGGAAGCUAUAUUUUGUGGCCACCUAACAACUAUCUACAAGUGAAAGAUGCAUUUCAUGGAAAAAGAGAGCCUAAUUAGUCAUGGAAAAAAUUUAAACUGGUUAAAGUUAAGGUUUUUGGAACAUACGAGUUUUGCUAUGACUUAUGCAAUACACAAGUUGGGUGGUUUUCCACAGACAACGAAAGUGUCUCACCAAUAAAGAAUAAAAUAAUUAAAAAAAAAUAACAGUCAAAAUAUUAAUGAGUUUCCUACUCCACCAUCUCAAAUAUAUAGUAAUCAAGAUAACAGUCAAAAUAUUAAUGAGUUUUCUACUCCACCAUCUCAAAUAUAUAGUCAUCAAGAUAACAGUCACAAUAUUAAUGAGUUUCCUACUCCACCAUCUCGAAUAUAUAGUCAUCAAGAUAUUUUGUAAGCAUGGACCAUUUAACCAAGUUAAGUCUCAUUUGCCGAAUUUGUGUGGAGAACAUAUAACAAAAGACUCAGUUGAUGUGUGUAAAUAUUCUGAAAGAAUUGGAAAUACUUUUUAUAUAAACACCACCAUAGACAAUAAAAAUAUUCUACCACAAAAAAUGUGAAGGAGGUGCUAUAUCAUUAUGAGGAACAUUGAAAAAGGUUCUAGCACAAGUCUUAAAGUAGUAAAAUGGCCAUCACCAUGUCCAGACAUAUGUUCCUGUUUCUCCAAAGUUUCUGGAAGGAAAGUUAAAAAAUGUAAAGCUGGUCGGCCAUGUAUAAUAGAACAAAAUCAGAAGAGAUGGACCAGGCCAAUCAUUAAUAACUUAAUUGCUAGUAUACCAAAACAAACAUUGCGUUUAAAUGCAAUUGAUAUUGAUCCUGUAGCAAAUCCCCAUUUAGACUUAUGUAUAUCCCAGUUAUGCAACAACAUUAUGUAUAAGCCACUAAUAUUAAAAGAGUGUCAGCAUUCUUUUUGCUCAGAGUGUUUAUUCAGAGAGAUUGAAGGAAAGCUGGAAACAGAAGCAAAAUGCUUUAUUUGUAAUCAACACAUUCUAUUAUAUACAAUUUUAAAUUCUGUUAAUGUAACACUAUUGAUAGAGCACAUUCUUUUAGGUUGCAAUAAGAAGUGUAAAUUAAAAUUUGCAGUUAAAGACAAUGACCUUAAAAAAUUACACGGCAUUUAAAGAGAGCUCAGAUGUUAGUAAAAGGACAAUUAAGAAAAGACAAAAAGCCGUUAUAAAUUCUUUAAAUGUGAUCUCUGGUAUGUCCAGCACAUCACAACUUCAGCAAACUUCUGCUAUUUUGAAUUCAUUUGAAGUAAAAGACCAAGUAAAAAUAUUGAAGAUGUCAAACAUACCUUUAUCUGUUAUAAGUGCUGAGGAAAUGAUUAGUAUGAAAGCUCAUAUGGGAAUAACAUAUUCAAACAUGAAGAUACUUGCAAGAUGGCUCAAAACCAAAGAUAUAGUAUGUGCAUCAAAUAAAAAGCAACGGAAAGUAGCUAAAUCCUGGUCUGGAGAGGAUUGGGUAGUUUGUAAUGCUCCUUUUAACUUUCUUUUAAAAGACUCCAGUGAUUCAUUUGAAGUAAAAAAUGCUCCUUGGGUAUAGAUUAAAGAUCUUCCAUUACAUAUAAUAAACAAACUCAACCUUCUGAAAAGCAAAAAUUUGCUUAAACAUUCCAAUAUAUAAAAUGACGAAAUUCGCAUCAAAAUUGGUGGUGACUAUGGCGGUGGAUCUUUUAAGAUGUGUUACCAAAUUGUGAAUGUUGAUAAGCCGAAUUCCAGAAGAAACACAAAUAUUUUAGUAUUUUUGAAGCAAAAGAAUACAAACCAAACCUUAUUGUGGGUCUCUCAAUGUUCACACAACAAAUUAAUCAAUUGCAGUCAUUGUGUUGGAAGUCGACAUGCUUGCUUGUUUUGUCAUAUAACUCGUUCAGGUAUGAAAAAGUCAGAUACUCAACAAAAACACAGUCCUUGUUCCAAUCGCACGCUUGAAACACUUGAUACAGAUCUCCAAAAAUUCAUUCAAAAAGGUCCAAUACCAAAGUUAGCAAAGUAUUGUAACAAUGUCAUUGAUUCUCCACUUUUCAAUAUUCCUUUAACACAAGUUGGCAUUUCAUUGUUGCAUAUCUCAUUGGGGAUUUAUCUUAAAUUUUUUAAUAUGCUGGAAGAUGGCUGUCAUCUCAUAGAUAUAAAAAUUGCAGCUAAAAUGUGCUUAAAAAAUCAGACUGUAAACAACAAGAGUUUUGAUGAAUAUAUUGUAAUUCAGUUAAGAAUAUAUGAAAAAGAAAAAGCUAUUUCUGAAUAUUGUGAAAAAAUAACACUUAUUCAUGAAGCAAUGUCAAUUCAAGUUCUACGUUCUCCUGAAAAUAAAGAAUAUCUAUAUGAAAUCUUUCACCCCAGAGUAGUUCAUUUUAUGAAAAAGAAAAAUGCUAAGAUUAUUGAAUUAGAAGAGUUAAAAACUAAAACAUUUGAAAAAUCGCAUGGACCACUUGUGAAAAAACUUGAUGAAGUUCUAUGUGGGCUUAAUGUUCAAAGACAAGCUUACCACGGAAAACGUUUUAUUGGAAAUUAUGUUCAUAAAGUGUUAAAGUUAAACAGUGUCCUAGAUCUUUGCAAUUCGAUACCUAAGAUAGUAAGCGAUCUUGGAUUUAUUGAUACAGAUGUUUUUAUAGAGGCAAAAGCCUUGAGUGAGAAAUUUGUUGAGUUGUUCUCUAAAUACGCAAUAUGUUACAACUUUAUGAAUUCAAGUGAAAUAAUUAAUAAUAAUCCAUUAUUAGAGUUAGUAGGAGCCAUUGGAAAAUUAAUAAGUUACUUUCGUAAAACUUGGCCGAAUGAGUCCAUUACGCCAAAAAUGCAUUUAUUAGAAAGUCAUUGUGCUGAUUUUAUUAGAAAUUGGGGUUUGGGUCUCGAUAUUUAUGGAGAGCAAGGUUUAGAAAGCAUGCAUGUUGAAUUCAAUAGUAUGAACAGCACCUUUUGCCAUAUGAAAGGGAAGCAAAGACUAGAAAGUAUUCUGUCUAAUCACUACAUCAAAAACUCCCUAGAAGCAUUGGAAAUUAGACCUACUAUUCAAGAAAGAAAAUCUUAUAAAAGAAAAGCCUUGUGAUAUUUAUUAAAUAAUUGUAUAUAUGAUUGUAAUUGCAUAACAACUUAAUUUUAAUGUUUAUUGUAAGAAAAAAUAUAUACUCUACUUCCAAAUAUAAUAAAUAUUUAAUAAAAUAAAUAGUUAAUCUUUUGGUUACUAGACAAAAACGAAUAUUUUAUUUCAUUAGAUUAGAUAGAUGUGUUAUUCCUUACGUUUUCUUUGACAUCUUGGAAAGUAACCAUAGUUACUUACAGAAGUUUUAGGCGGAAAACGUAUAUUUUUAUUUUGUAAAAAAAGUUCAAAAAAUCUACAAAAAAAAGUAAUCGGUUCUUCAAAAUUUGACAGAAUCUUUAAAUACCUUAACUCUUUCUCUUAAACAUUUCAGCUUUUCUCAAAAAAUUCAUUUAAGUACUUAUUUAUUAAGAAUCACUGACUUCCUUAAUAUUUAUAACUAAAGAAACUGCAAAGUUCUAGAAAUUAUAAAAGUUGGAUAAAUGUUUUUUUUAUAUAUUUUUUUUUCAUAAAAACUAGCAUAACUUAAUAUUUAUUAAAAUAAAAAAAUUUAAUUACUCAUUUUUAUCAAAAAGUAUAUA
Molecule: messenger RNA, 3776 nt
Organism: Hydra vulgaris (swiftwater hydra)
Lineage: Eukaryota; Metazoa; Cnidaria; Hydrozoa; Anthoathecata; Hydridae
Source: RefSeq, a predicted model, not a curated record